Molecule: messenger RNA, 938 nt
Organism: Pyrgilauda ruficollis (rufous-necked snowfinch)
Lineage: Eukaryota; Metazoa; Chordata; Aves; Passeriformes; Passeridae
Product: dispanin subfamily A member 2b-like
Exons: 2
Coding region: 146-493 (115 amino acids)
Biological process (GO): response to interferon-alpha; response to type II interferon; defense response to virus
Cellular component (GO): plasma membrane
Source: RefSeq, a predicted model, not a curated record
CGGGUCCCCAGAGCUGCCCUGCACCCCCAGGCUGCGUGGGGUGGGGGUCCCCGAGGGCCGUGCCCCCUCCUUCUGCGGGGCGGUGCGGGGCCGGUCCCCCGCCCUGAGCGCGCUCCGUUCCCGUUCCAGGCGCUCAUUCCCGGUCAUGGAGCCCAAGCAGGCGGACGUGUCCAUCCCACUGCAGUCCUCCGGGUGGGGGACGGCCGCCCCCGGCCUCCGCUCUGACCCGCAGCCCCGGGACUACGUGCUCUGGUCGGUGUUCAAUGUGCUGCUGUGCUGCGCGCUGGGCGGGCUGGGCUGCCUCGGCUUGCCCCCGCUCGUCUUCUCCAUCAAGGCCCGUGACUGUAAGGUGCUGGGGGACCUGGAAGGUGCCCGGCGUCACAGCGACCGCGCCAGGGUGGCGAACAUCGUCUGCUCCGUGGUGGUCGCCGUCGCCUUGGUGAUCUUCAUCAUCAUCGCCGCCAUCGCCAUAUCCACACUCAGGGCCAGCUGACCAGCGCCUGGCCCCACCAGCCGGGUGCUCCCCCCUCCUCCUGCCCCCAAAAUGUGCCCGGGAGGGGCGCGGGGGCGAAGGGAGUGAGCCCGGUCCCCCCGCUGCCCGCAGCGCCCGUGUCCCCGCGCGGCCCCGGGAGGGGACGGGGCGGCCAGGCUGGGGCGUGGGGACAGGGGACAGCCCCCACCCCCCUUUGCUCUGCUCACACGCCUCUGGCACCUGUGACACACCUGUCCGUCACCGCUGCCACCAAUGAAGCUCGUCCCGCCAAAGCCCCUCGCUGUCACCUCAUUCACGGCGGGAUGUCGCAGAGAGUCCUCGGGAAUCUUUGUGGCGUCCUCCUCCUCCUCUUCCUCCUGCUCCUCUCCCUGCCUCCAUCCUGCCGCGGAGCAGGGCGCUUCCAGCCCAAAUCCCAGGGAAGUUUCUUCCCAACAUCUUGGAUAUU